Messenger RNA from Exserohilum turcica Et28A, 1621 nucleotides. Its product is annotated as glycoside hydrolase family 5 protein. The transcript is spliced from 2 exons. Bases 17 to 1429 code for a protein of 470 amino acids. NCBI's taxonomy places the organism in Eukaryota, Fungi, Ascomycota, Dothideomycetes, Pleosporales, Pleosporaceae. The record is from RefSeq and is a predicted model, not a curated record.
GCUUCAUCUUGGGGUCAUGUUUGGUCUGCGCAUACUCAUUACCUCGGCCCUUGCCGCAAGUGGCAUUGUCAUGGCAGGCUACUUACCAGAGGUAGCUGGCCCAGCCGCUUUCCAUUACAAUGCGAAAAGACAGACUGCAAACAGCUCGUCGCCGGCAUUCAACGGCCCGUACAGUACUCGCGGACGAGACAUUGUUAACAGCAAGGGUGAGAAAGUAACAUGGACCGGCGUCAACUGGCCCAUGAGCGGUGAGACCAUGAUUCCAGAGGGUCUCGAGUGGGCAUCCGCCGAUGAGAUCCUCCAAGACAUUGCCAGUGUCGGGUUCAAUUACAUUCGUAUGGGGUACGCCAUUGAGAUGAUUGAUCAGAUAUAUGACCGGAACGGCGACGAUGUACCCAUGGAGGUUGCACUCAUCAAUGCCCUGGGAUACGUCAAUGGCACCAAAGUCACCAAGGAAAUCGUUGCGAAAAACCCCGGUUGGACGGCACAGACGACUCGGUUCGAGAUCUGGAGCGACGUUGCGCGUAUUGCAGCCACCAAAGGCAUCUUCAUUAGCCCAGACGUCCACACGGGCAAAGCGCAAUGGUGCUGCUCACACAUUGACGGCAACGCCUGGUUUGAUGAUCUAGAAUUCAAUGCCACACAAUGGCGCCGUGGCCUUUCCUAUGUCGCAAACUGGGCGAAAGCACACCCAAACAUAGUCAGCAUGUCGCUCCGCAAUGAGCUCCGCGAAUCUUGGAACAUCACAGACCUGUACUACAACUGGGACACGCUGGUCGGCAACAUGACGGCUGGUGCUGACGCGAUUCACGCGGCCAACCCGGACAUCCUUAUCCUCUGGGGAGGCAUGCAGUAUGGCCAGGAUCUUUCGGCCUUAACUAGCGGCAAGAACAUUCUGACUGCACCAUGCUACAAGUGCACGGCUAUUCGCGAUGCUGCUAGGCGUGAGCCAGUUUACUUCAAUCUCGACGAUCACCCGUGGGCCGAUAAGCUCGUGUGGGAACUUCAUCUCUACAGCAUGAGCGAGGACAUUGACACGGGCACAUGCGAUAUUGUCAAGGCCGCCUUUUAUCGCAAUGGAUUCAACGCACUGGGCAUCGACGCACCGUCAGCUUGCAACAUCACGGGAGACUGCCCCAAAGCCGUGCGUCAGACGCCCGUGAUUUUGAGCGAGUUCGGCAGUGCCCAGGACGAGACGCUCUUCAACAACACUCUGCAGAAUUGCUUGAAGGAAUACACGAUCGAGCACAAUGUCAGCUGGAUGAUGUGGGCGAUCGCUGGCUCGUACCGGAUCAGAUCGGGAGUGCAAGGGUUCCCGGAUACGUGGGGUAUGACCAAUGACGAUUGGACCGGAUGGCGUUAUGACCGAGGUAUCGAAGAGUUCUGGAAACCAUGGGUGGGUGCGAUGAAGGCAACCAAGCUUGUCUAAGACUGUAUCUAAAGCCUAGUUUGUGCUUCGCGCUGGGCUUAGCCGCUAUGAAUCCAAGACGAGCAUGUGUACUAUACGCGGGCAAACUGCAGUACGCUACAACGGCCACACAUAUACCAUGCGAUAUGACACUGGAACCAGACGGACACUAGGCUCGGUCAUAACGGCCAGGUGACAUGUGGAGGGAAAGUU